CCCAUUGCUCUGCCUCUCAUCCCAUCUCACCUCCUGUUGAGCGCAUAAGCAUAACAGUCAGAAUAUGACUCAGAUCAGCGUUAUUACUGCGAUUACUUGAAAACUCUUUAUAUGGACAAACUGAAGUGUCCAUUCAUCUGUGCAAUUUGCGGAUCCAGUGAAGGCUGCUCCUGACAGGUGCGCACUGUGUCCAAAGGAGGAUGGGCAGGCGUGAAGCGCACGGCAGAGGCGCGAUGAACCCCAGCCACCUCUCCGAACUCGGCUGUCUUCAGGACUCUGCGUCCAGCGGACAGCAUCGGGGAAGCGGCGGAGAGCAGCUGCAGAGGACCGACGGCGGUCAUCCAUGCAGCUCAGAUCAGCGGCUAAGAAAGCCGGUGACAGCGAGCCGGGCAUCGGCUUUGGCUGCAGCGCCGGUGGAGGUGAAGAAACACCAGCAUAAACACAACUUGAAGCACCGCUAUGAGGUGAUGGAGACGCUGGGGAAAGGUACCUAUGGAAAAGUCAAAAAAGCAGUGGAAAGGUCCAGCAUGAAAACGGUGGCGAUCAAGUCGAUCCGAAAAGAGCGCAUUAUUGACGACCUGGAUCGAAUUCACAUCCAGAGAGAGAUUGAGAUCACCUCCUCACUCAGACACUCCAAUAUUAUACGCUUCCAUGAGGUGUUCGAGAGUCGGGAUAAGAUCGUGAUAGUGAUGGAAUACGCCAGCAGAGGGGAGCUGUACGACUACAUACAGGAGAGGAAGCGGCUGCCAGAAACAGAAGCCAGAAGCAUCUUCAGACAGAUUGCCUCUGCUGUCCAUUACUGUCACAAGAACGGUGUCGUGCAUCGAGACCUCAAGCUGGAGAACAUCCUUUUAGAUGAAGAUUUAAAUGUCAAGCUGGCUGACUUCGGGCUUUCCAAUAAUUUCCAAAUAGGCUCCCUGCUGCACACCUACUGUGGAAGUCCUCUUUAUGCUGCACCAGAGAUAGUGAAGGGGCUGCCAUACACAGGACCAGAGGUGGACUGCUGGGCACUAGGGGUGCUGUUGUAUGCUUUGGUUUACAGCAGCAUGCCUUUUGAUGGGGCCAAUCAUGCUAAGCUGACAGAGCAGAUCAGCCAAGGCCACUACCGUAGACCCAAUCCACCUUCAGAUGCCUGCGCCCUCAUUGACUGGCUGCUAACAGUUCGCCCAGAAGAGAGAGCCACAAUAGAAGACGUGGCCCACCACUGGUGGGUAAACUGGGGCUAUGAAGAGAGUGUUUGUGACUGCCCCACAUCUCCACAUCAGGAAUGCCCUUCCCCGCUGCUGGCCCGCUACAUUGACUGGCAGAAUCAGGUUGGCACUGCGAGUCAUAUGGCAGCUGAUCCUGGAGCCAUAAGCCAGACUUUGGACUCCUCUUGCUGUCCUCAACCUGCGUCAAAGUCUUUUUACUUCAAUUUCCCUGUAAAAAAUGACUAUGAAGAAGGAGCCAGGGUUCGUGGAGGGAUUUCAAACCUCAGAAAGUCACGCAAGGAGAAUGCAAUCCCACAGAGUGCAAUGGGAGCCUGUGCUGAUGUUUGUUCAUCAACUGUCUCUUCUACUCCAAUGGCUACCUCAACACCAGAAAGAAGAAAACCUAAAGGUAUACUGAAGCACACAGGGGACACCGAGGGCCGACGCAGCCGCCCCUCUAGUGUGGUCAGCGAAGACAGCUUUUACUCUUCGGAUUCCUUCGAUCUGUUGGACUUCAGCACUCAGUCACAACGCAGGGUUUUCUCUCAGGAAAGGCAGCAAAGUAGCUGCAUCUCUGGAGAGAGCCUGGGGCAGAUAGAAACAGAGACAGGCAGAAUUGAAGGAGAUAAAGGAACUAAAUUCUAAAUAUGAAUGAUCUCUGUAAAUUUUACCCAUCAUGUAAAGCAACAUUUAUGAUGGUACUUGCUUGUAUGACCAUCAACACAGGAGAUUCUUUAAUCUACUGUGUGGAUGAGAUGAAAAGUGAGAUGAAAGUGAGCUAAUUUCAUCUCAUCCACACAGUAGAUCCUUUCCUAAUGUAUAGAAAGCAUGUGAAAAUAAAAUGUGAGAACAACAAAAUGUUAGUUUUUAACUAUUUGUAAACUAAAGUUACCUACUGUGGGUGUUAAGUUCAGAUGUUUACAGUGGUAUAUAUAUAUAUAUAUAUAUACAUGUGUGUGUGUAUAUAGGAUGCAAAUUCUACUAAACUGACUUUAAGUGUCAGAUUUUUAUGCACAAAGGUUGUUUUUUACUUUAUAAGCCUUAUGUGAAAUAAAUUGGUUCUGGCACACCAAUAAGCAGACUAAGGGCACUUUUUUUGUUUAUGUGAAAAUACUUGCCUUAUUACAGCUUCAACUUUCAUUUAAUAUUUCUUCUUCCUGUAUCUACUAAACAAAGAUGGUGUGAUGGAUUGGAUUAUCAUUUCAUUCAUGACAAGAGCUGCAUAUUCAGCUACUAUGAAGUAACUUAAAGAUAAUUUCUGCUUUAUUCAGCUGCCAAAACCUAGGAAACCGAAUUAAGCUGUAAAAGGAGAGUGUUGCAUCCUCUAACACCUUUAUUUAUUCCUUACAGUGUUGACUUUGUGCAAUUUGCUUAUUUGUACCUACACAGCUGUAUCAAUUGAACAUUGCUUUAUUUUGCUGUGACUGCAUCUAUGCUGCUGGGAAUGCUUUAGGUGAUAUGUGCAAAAGAUGUUUUAAAUUGAAAGUGUUAUGCUUGACAAAAAUAAGGUUAUUCCUUAUGUUGAAUUAUUUUGUACUUGUUCUGCAAUGGUAAAUAAAUUAUUUGAAUAAUAA
Messenger RNA from Cyprinodon tularosa, 2764 nucleotides. RefSeq names its product NUAK family SNF1-like kinase 1. The transcript has 7 exons. Gene Ontology annotation, biological process: intracellular signal transduction; protein phosphorylation; microtubule cytoskeleton organization. Lineage: Eukaryota; Metazoa; Chordata; Actinopteri; Cyprinodontiformes; Cyprinodontidae. Gene Ontology annotation, cellular component: cytoplasm. The coding region runs from base 201 to 1835 and encodes 544 amino acids. Gene Ontology annotation, molecular function: ATP binding; tau-protein kinase activity; protein serine/threonine kinase activity. The record is from RefSeq and is a predicted model, not a curated record.